Molecule: messenger RNA, 1659 nt
Organism: Sporisorium graminicola
Lineage: Eukaryota; Fungi; Basidiomycota; Ustilaginomycetes; Ustilaginales; Ustilaginaceae
Exons: 2
Coding region: 1-1659 (552 amino acids)
Biological process (GO): polysaccharide metabolic process; GDP-mannose biosynthetic process
Molecular function (GO): mannose-1-phosphate guanylyltransferase (GTP) activity
Source: RefSeq, a predicted model, not a curated record
AUGGCUGCUCCUCGUUCCGCCCCUUCGCUCCUCACCAUCCCCACCAAUAGCCCCUCCUCCUCCUCCUCCUCCUCCACCUCGUCAACGGUCGCGGAACAAUCCCCGACCACUCCCACCAAGGUCACCGUCACUGCUGCUACCCCCGUCGACCCGCGCUCCUCCGACAACACCACUCCGGACGAACAGGCCCUGCACAACCUAACUGCCAACGACGUGCACCAACAGACCUCCUCCACAAUGGGCAACGUCUCUGAAAGUUCCGCUAUGGACCAGGUGCUCGCAGGCAUCCUCUCCAUGCAGAAGGAGCUCUCCCGAAUGCAUGUCCGAAUGGACGAGUUGGAAAGCAAGAAUGAAGCUGCCGCACGCAGAAACUCGUUCUACAACUCGUUCACCCCGGGCAGCAUGUCGCCCGCACUCAAGAGCCCCGGCCUCAUGCCCCGCCUGCACCUCCGAUCCUCGUCCCCACCCAAGAACGGCACCAUGGAUAUGCUGCAUGCGCCACACCUCUCUACGGGUGCCUCGGCGCACACGCAGCCCGCACCCUUGCUCGCCGAGGAGCCCAAGCUCGGUCUAUGGGCCGUCGUGCCUGCCGGUGGUGCGGGCACGCGUCUCUGGCCACUCUCGCGAGAGUCGUACCCCAAGUUCCUGCUUGAUCUCACCGGGUCCGGGAGGACGCUGUUGCAGAGCACGUGGGAUCGUUUACUGCCCUUGGCGGGCCAGUCGCAGAUGAUGAUCGUCACAGGCAAAGCGCAUGUGGAAGGUGUGUCGGCGCAGCUGCCGCAGUUGGAGCAGGCCAAUGUGCUGGCUGAGCCGUCGCCCAAGGAGUCGAUGGCUGCCAUCGGCCUGGCGGCUGCCGUGCUGCACGAGCGCGACCCGGACGCGGUGCUGGGUUCGUUUGCCGCCGAUCACAUCAUCUCGGGUCGCGAUGCAUUCGAGUCGGCGGUGACCGAGGCUGUGGCCACGGCCAAGGCCGGGUAUCUGGUCACGAUCGGUAUUGCGCCCUCGCACCCAUCGACUGGUUUCGGUUACAUCAAGCUCGGCGAGAAGCUCAGUGUCAGCGAGGCACCCAACGCGCGCCGUGUCACCGAGUUCAAGGAGAAGCCCGAUGCCAGGACCGCGUCGGCGUAUCUGUCCACAGGUGACUACCGCUGGAAUGGUGGUAUGUUCGUCGUCAAGGCCAAGGUCUUGUUGGAUCUGUUGCAGGAGAGCAUGCCGGAGCUGCACGACGGCUUGACGCGCAUUGCUUCAGCGUGGGACUCGGAUGCGAGGGAUGCGGUUAUGGCCGAGAUCUGGCCUACACUGCCCAAGAUUGCCAUCGAUCAUGCCGUGGCCGAGCCCGCGAGUAAGGUCGGCAAGGUGGCCGUCGUCCCCGCGACGUUCGGUUGGGAUGAUGUCGGUGACUUUGCCUCGUUGGCCGAUCUCAUUCCGGCUGAAGAGGGCGAGCCGAGGAUUCUGGGCGAUGCCAGGUUGGUCGUCACCGAGAGUCAGGUAGGUGGAUUGAUCAUCCCGGCGGCUGGACGUCCGAUUGCGUGUCUUGGUGUCGAUGAUGUGGUCGUGGUCGACACGCCCGAUGCGUUGUUGAUCACGACUAGGGCGAGGUCCCAGGACGUCAAGAAGAUUGUCGGUAGGACGAAGAAGGUCUAUCCCGAACUGUGCUAA